Messenger RNA from Phoenix dactylifera (date palm), 2056 nucleotides. Its product is annotated as IAA-amino acid hydrolase ILR1-like 1. The record is from RefSeq and is a predicted model, not a curated record. NCBI's taxonomy places the organism in Eukaryota, Viridiplantae, Streptophyta, Magnoliopsida, Arecales, Arecaceae. Gene Ontology annotation, molecular function: IAA-Ala conjugate hydrolase activity. Gene Ontology annotation, cellular component: endoplasmic reticulum. Gene Ontology annotation, biological process: auxin metabolic process.
UUCAUGAACCCCUACUAUCUUUUUCAAGUCACCAUUAAUCAAGCGUGCUACGGAGACGCGUUCGACCUUGUGUUUGUGUAUAUGGCAGUGGACGAGAGAUUUUUUUUUCUAAACGAAUCAUCACCCUUUCGUGACACAUGAACAUGAACUUUCUGAGAUGAUCGGCCCCUGUGAUGACGUGGAGGCCUCCCCACACACAUAUAUUACUGUGAUAAUAGUACCAAAAAAACAAACAAAAAAAAAAGGUAGGACUUAUCGGCCGUAUUAGUUAACUCACACGGCGCCACUUUUAUAAGCGGCUAAAUGAAAUGAGAAAGGGGAGAGCUACCGUACCAAAAAGAACAGAAAGGAGAAAAUCUAAGCUGCUCUUUGCUGCAUUUCUUUGCUUUGCUCACCAGUUCACUGUAGCAUGGAGCAGUCCACGAGCUACUUCAACAUCUCUGUGAUCUUCCUCUCAGUGGCAUCCUUGGCCUUGAGCAUGGAAUCCUUAUUGUUAGAUACUGAAGCCCCAGGCUCUUUUGGCAGCAACAAUGCAUCAAAGGACGGCCAAAUAACUUCGAAGGAUCCUCAUUUUGUAAGAGAUGGCUCCUUGAUAGAUGAGAUCGCUAGGCUGGCUAAUCUUCGACAGACUGUGGACUGGCUCAAGAAGCUGAGGAGGGAGAUCCAUGAGUACCCAGAAUUUGCACAUGAGGAGCUGCAGACAAGUGAGCUCAUCAGACGAGAGCUUGACCUCAUGGGCGUCAAGUAUAGGUGGCCGAUCGCAGGCACUGGCGUAGUGGCCACCGUAGGAAAUGGACUUCCACCCUUUGUAGCACUCAGAGCAGACAUGGAUGCUUUGGCAAUUCAGGAACUAGUUGAAUGGGAGCAUAAAAGCAAAAUAGAUGGAAAAAUGCAUGCAUGUGGACAUGAUGCACAUGUUAGUAUGCUUCUGGGGGCAGCAAAAAUACUGCAGGAUAUCAAGGAAACAUUGCAGGGAACAGCAGUUCUUAUAUUCCAGCCAGCUGAGGAAAGAGGUGUGGGAGCAAUACAGAUGAUUGAAGGAGGAGCACUGAAAGAUGUAGAGGCCAUAUUUAGCAUGCACGUGUCUUAUGCCUAUCCUACUGGGGUUGUUGCUUCCAGGCCUGGUGAAUUUCUAGCUGGAUGUGGAAUGUUUGAAGCAUAUAUUAGUAGAAAAGGAGGUCAUGCAGCAGCACCACAGGACUCAGUUGAUCCUAUCUUGGCAGCAUCUGCAUCAAUAAUUAGCUUACAAAAUCUUAUUUCAAGGGAAGCAGAUCCUCUGGAUUCUCAGGUGGUCUCUGUAACCAACUUCCAUGGAGGUAGCUCAUACAGUACUAUUCCAGAUUCAGUCACAAUUGGUGGGACUUUUAGAGCCUUUACAAAAAAAAGUUUUGAUGUACUAAAACAAAGAAUUGAGGAGGUUAUCAAAGGACAAGUAGCAGUAUAUCGAUGCACAGCAAGGCUCGAAUUCUUUGAGUUGCAGCACCCUCCAAUUCCACCAACUGUAAACAACAAGAGAAUUUAUGAAUAUGUGCGACAAGUAUCCAAAGAAAUUGUAGGAAACAAAAAUACACAGAUGAGUCCACGCGUGAUGGGCAGCGAGGACUUUGCUUUCUAUUUAGAGCAGAUACCUGGGUCCCUGCUAUUCAUUGGGACUAGAAAUGAGAAGAUUGGAUCCAUCCACCCACAACAUAGCCCCUAUUACACUAUCGAUGAGGAUGCACUUCCCAUUGGAGCAGCAAUACACGCAGCUUUCGCACAUGUUUAUCUCCUUCAAUCAACCUACAGUAAUGCACAAUGACCUAACUUUUCUUCUAAUUCUAACAUGUGAGAUAUCUUCAAUUCCUAUCGUAUUUGUAUAAGGUAAUGCAACAGUUCUACACCCAAAAAGGCAUUACUAAAUAUCCUUCUCAUGUCUUUGUUUUGCAUAGAAGCUCACUAUGCUGAGCAAAAAUAUAGUAGCCUACUAAAGAACAAAAUAUUGCAAGUAACAAAGCCUGAUGAUGGCACCAAACAUACUCUUUAUAUGGCUUCAUGUGAAAAGCGAAUAAAUUUUGCU